UGCAUCAAUAGAUUGUUCAAUCUGAUUCUUAGUUCUUGUUUAGUCGUUUGUUUUUCAAUUUUUCUGAGGAUGGUUUGCUUGGUUUCUCGUUCCGGAAGGCACUUGCAGCGAUAUGAUAACUUGGGCCGCCGCCAAGUUGUCGGGUGCAUUCCCUAUAGAUACAAAUCCACCAGUGAUGGAACCACUGGUAAUGAUCUCGAGGUUCUUGUAAUAUCUUCCCAGAAAUGUCAAAAAAUGAUGUUCCCCAAGGGUGGUUGGGAGCUUGAUGAAUCUAGAGAAGAAGCUGCACUAAGAGAAUCACUUGAAGAAGCUGGUGUUCUAGGCAUUGUUGAGGUUAAUAUUUAUUUAAUCAAACUCUUAAAUCUUCUUCUGAAAUUCUUUAUACUAAAAAAGUCUUCAUCUUUGAAACAGUGUGAAUUGGGGAAAUGGGAUUUCAUAAGCAAAAGGCAUGGCACAUUUUAUGAAGGGUAUAUGUUCCCUUUGCUGGUGAAAGAAGAACUUGACUUGUGGCCUGAGCAAAAUCUGAGACAAAGGACUUGGAUGAAUGUUAAAGAAGCAAGGGAUGUUUGUCAGCAUUGGUGGAUGAAGGAAGCUUUAGACAUAUUGGUCGAAAGACUAAACUCAAUGGAUCAACAAAAUGAACAAAAAUUUCCCAAUUUGUGCACUGAUUUAGCAGCAAAGAUUAGUAGUUUGUAAAUACGGGAGCAGUUUAGAUUUAAAUCUUUUGUUGAAAAGAAAAGAGGAUCAACUUGAAGCAGAUGUUGACUAACAAAUACAUGCACUCACAGCUGGGAAAUGUUAGGGAAAUAACUGUAAGAGAAAAUAACCU
This is a messenger RNA of Hibiscus syriacus, 829 nucleotides long. Its product is annotated as nudix hydrolase 18, mitochondrial-like. Bases 70 to 696 code for a protein of 208 amino acids. Gene Ontology annotation, cellular component: cytoplasm; nucleus. The record is from RefSeq and is a predicted model, not a curated record. Lineage: Eukaryota; Viridiplantae; Streptophyta; Magnoliopsida; Malvales; Malvaceae. Gene Ontology annotation, molecular function: pyrophosphatase activity. The transcript has 4 exons.